Messenger RNA from Arctia plantaginis, 351 nucleotides. The record is from the annotation of a GenBank genome assembly. Lineage: Eukaryota; Metazoa; Arthropoda; Insecta; Lepidoptera; Erebidae.
AUGGAAGUUAAAGAAUGCAACGAUUUAGCUGAAGAAAAUCAAUUCAUUGUGGACGAUGUGAGUAAAAUUAUUAAAGAAGCUAUUGAAAAUUCAAUUGGAGGUACUGCCUAUCAACAUAACAAAGUUAAUCAAUGGACGUCAGCUGUUGUGGAGUCUUGUUUGGGUCAACUGACGAAGUUACAAAAACCUUACAAAUAUAUAGUGACUUGCACAAUAAUGCAAAAAAAUGGUGCAGGACUACACACAGCAUCUUCGUGUUUCUGGGAUAACAACACUGAUGGCUCAUGCACUGUGCGUUGGGAGAAUAAAACUAUGUACUGUAUUGUCUCUGUGUUUGGCCUAGGCAUCUAA